Messenger RNA from Cyclopterus lumpus (lumpfish), 2285 nucleotides. It is a transcript of the gene b4gat1, whose product is annotated as beta-1,4-glucuronyltransferase 1. Bases 425 to 1720 code for a protein of 431 amino acids. The record is from RefSeq and is a predicted model, not a curated record. Gene Ontology annotation, molecular function: glucuronosyltransferase activity. The transcript has 2 exons. NCBI's taxonomy places the organism in Eukaryota, Metazoa, Chordata, Actinopteri, Perciformes, Cyclopteridae.
CGUCGAGGAUGUCGUGACAACAUCCCCGAUAUGAAUCCCCCCCCACGCGUGACCCGUCUGAAACUAACAUCCAGCGGGGCUACGGGACCGGAUCCGGCGGCGCCUUUACUCUCGGCAUUACGGUCGUUACGUAGAGACAUGCGCCGCCGGUCGCAGCAGCAGCAGAGUGGUAAACAGCCGUGUUGUCUUUCGAUGGAGAUCAACCGGAAACCGGAUUUACAUUCGUCGUUUCAUCCGCGCUGUCGAGGCCCGUGCGGGGGGUGGAAUAUCAGAGUAACAGCCGUGCCACGAACCAGCGGUCGUUUCCACUUCCAGCCCGGUAGGCUGCGGCGUUAGCGUGUCGGUAACGUUAGCGGACAGAAAUAGCCUCUCUCUCCCGGUGCUUUGUGCGCGCUCGUCGGUCCGCUUGCGGGUUUUCUCUGGAAUGCAUCUCUCCAAGAAAUGCUCCGUCUUCAAAGUGGUACUGAGUGCUCUGCUGAUCGUGGCGCUCCUGCAGCUCAUAUACCUGUCCUUCCUCUCCAAGUUCCACGGUAAGCAGCAGCGGUACCGGUACUUUGAGCUCUUCGGAGGCUCCGGGGGCAAGAAGAAUGGGCACCCCGAGAAAAACUCUCGGAAGGAGCGCCUGAGGUACUCGCUGUCCACCGGGGGGAUCUUCGACAACAGCGGCCAGUACCGGGUGUACAAGAACUUGAUCAAGAGUGAUUUCACCACACACCUGAAGCCCGGAUCCGACCCCGGCUCCGGUGUCCUGGCUUUAGCCACGCACACGACCAUCAACAACCUGCACCACCUGGAGUCCCUCCUGGACAGGUGGCACAGCCCGCUCUCCGUGGCCAUAUUCGCACACGGGCAAGAUGUCAAGUUCGCCACGGCUCUGGCCUACGCGCUCAGCUUCUUCUGCCCUCAGAUCCAGUCGCUGGUGGACUUCCACCUGGUCUGCCUCUCCGGGGAGAUGGCCAGCUUCCCGGACCAGGACCGGGAGCACUUUGCGGGGCUCGAGGACUGCGCCUCGGUGUUCUCCAGGCUGGAGACCCACCGGGACAAAUACAAGAACUACGCCAUCGGCGGCAACGUCUCCUACCCCAACAACCUGCUGCGCAACGUGGCCCGGGGGGCCACGGAGACCUCCUACAUCCUGGUCAUCGACAUCGACAUGAUGCCGAGCGCGGACCUGCACCAGCAUUUCCUGGCCAUGGUGAUGACGCGCGAGCCGAGGGGCGACGAGGUGUUCGUGCUGCCCGCCUUCGAGAUCCGCCACGCCCGGAAGAUGCCGGCCAACAAGGCGGAGCUGGUGCAGCUCUACCAGGUGGGUGAGGUCCGGCCCUUCUACGAGGAGCUGUGCCCCCGCUGUCAAGCCCCCACCAACUCCUCCCAGUGGGUCAACAGCCACGUCCGGGAGACGGGCACCCUGGAGGUGUCCUACACGCUCACCUGGACGGACCCCUGGGAGCCGUUCUACAUCGGGCCCCACACGGUGCCCCUCUACGAUGAGGACUUCAAGCAGUAUGGCUUCAAUCGGAUCAGCCAGGCCUGCGAGCUCCACGUGGCCGGAUACAGGUUCUCGGUGCUGAGCUCGGCCUUCGUGGUGCACCGGGGCUUCAAGAUCCAAGGGGAGUUCCACGCCAGGAAGGACGAGGAGAACAAACGCAACCGCGUUCUGUUUCGCAGCUUCAAAGAGGGCCUGAAGACCAAAUACCCGUCCUCCAACCGCCGGUGCUGAAACCAGAGGAGGACCGCACAUCCCGCCUGUCGCCGUCUAGUGAGAUCCAAGUUCUGCCCAAAUGAAAACGAACGUGUUUCUUAUUUUAAGCAGAUUUAGCUCCUCUGGGAGUGAGCAGCAGGGAAAAAGGUUCUCUGGAGGCUUCAGAGAACGUCCUGCUGGCAAGGACAGAUUGGAAAGCUGGCUUGCGGCUUUAAAAAAAAAUCUAAUGCAAAUCUGAAAAAUCUAGAUGCCAUUUGAUCGACAUUAAAGUUAAAGCACGUGUUUCUAUUUUAAAACACGUUUGAGCCGGUCCAGAAAUAGUCUCAAAGAGAAUUCACUAACAGGAAGUUAAGAGGCUCAACUUUUCGUGACGGCUGAUCAAAGAUGGCCUUCUUUCCCAAAGUCCAACUGAUCGUCUCUUUUUGUCGUCAGAAUUUUUCGAUGCAAAUGUAGGAAACAAUCAUGAAACUGUAAAAAUAUAUAAUUCUCUCCUUUUUGUUUUUUUGCUUACAUUUCAUUUGAACGUCGUGCUAAUCAAUGACGUGGUGCGACCACCAGGUGGCAACAAGUACUUGAGUGUGAA